AAAAAGACAGAGAAAGACUUACUUAAUAUUAACACGUGACGGUUCAGGUAGUUACUUCUUCUUCUUUUACCAAGGUUUCAUCAUGGAGAUUGUGCAUGUGUACACUAAGAAACGCAGCGAGUUUGGCCGCCAGUGUAACUUCUCAGACCGUCCAGCUGAACUGCAUGUGGAUAUUUUGCCAGACCCAUCUCUCGCUGCGGACUUUAUAGCCCAGGAUCCAUGUGAUGUAGCCUUACAGUGCACACAGGAAAUGUCAGAGCAUGAGGUGAACACAGAGCGUUUUGAGUCUGAGACGUGUGGCAUUAACCAUGUGGAAGGGGGGUGGCCAAAAGAUGUCAAUCCUCAAGAAAUGGAACAGACCAUUCGCUACAGGAAAAAGGUGGAGAAGGAUGAGAACUAUGUGAACACCAUCAUGGGGCUUGGGAGUCACAUGGAGCACUGCAUAAGACAGAACAAUGCUAUUGACAUUUAUCAGGAGUACUUUGAGGAAGAGGAGGUGGUAGAGGAGGCAGAGGAGCAGCCCUCAGCCAAAACCAUCAAUGUGUUCAGAGACCCGAACGAGGUGAAGCGCACUGCCACCAGUCUGUCAUGGCACCCCGAUGGCUUUCGCAAGCUGGCUGUGGCUUACUCCUCUUUAGAGUUUCAGAAAUUCAGCCAAAACAUGUGUUACGACUCUUAUAUCUGGGACAUUGAGAACCCAAAUAGACCUGAGCUGACGCUGAAACCGGUCUCUCCACUCGUCUGCCUGGAAUAUAACCCCAAAGACUCGCAUAUCCUAGUCGGGGGAAGCUACAAUGGGCAAACCGCCUUUUGGGACACCCGUAAGGGCAGCCAGCCGGUUGAGAUGUCCGCAAUUGAGCAUAGUCAUAGAGACCCAGUGUACAAGGUCAUCUGGCUGCAGACAAAGACAGGAACAGACUUUUUCUCAGCUUCCACUGAUGGUCAGGUUCUGUGGUGGGACAUACGGAAGAUGAGUGAACCCACAGAAAGGCUGGUGCUCGACCCCAGCAAGAAAGGGAAGCUGGAAAAUGCACUGGGUGCCAUCUCACUGGAGUUUGAAACCACCAUGCCCACAAAGUUCAUGGUUGGGACAGAACAGGGGCUGGUGGUUUCGUGUAACCGGAAAGCCAAAACUCCAAGUGAGAAGAUUGUUUGCAUGUAUAGUGGCCAUCAUGGCCCUAUAUAUGCUUUGCAGAGGAAUCCAUUCUUUCCUAAGAACUUUCUGACUGUGGCUGACUGGACUGCCCGUAUCUGGUCUGAGGACAUUAGAGAAUCCUCUAUCAUGUGGACAAAAUAUCACAUGGCCUACCUAUCAGAUGGAUGCUGGAGCCCUGUAAGACCUUCAGUCUUUUUCACGGUCAAAAUGGACGGCACUUUGGACGUAUGGGACUUCCUGUUCAAGCAGAAUGACCCAACGCUCACUCUUAAAGUGUGUGACGAGGCUCUGUACAGCUUGCGUGUGCAGGAUAACGGACGUUUUCUGGCAUGCGGCUCACAGCUGGGCACAGCCACCCUGCUCGAGAUCUCAUCAGGCCUGUGCACCCUGCAAAAAAAUGAGAAAGCACUGGCUACAGCUAUGUUUGAGCGUGAGACGAAGCGAGAGAAGAUUCUGGAGGCUCGACACAGAGAGAUGCGUCUCAAAGAGCGCAGUCGUUCAGAGCAGGGAAAGGACGAAGAAACCAAAGACGGAGAGGGAGAGGAGAGUGCAGAGGAUCUGGUGGCCCGUGCUGAAAAAGAGUUCUAUGAAAUGGUUGAAGCAGAAAUGAAGAAAAGGGGAAAAGAGGAGAAAAUAGAGAAGGAAAUAAACAAGGAGAACGGUGAAGAGGAACUGUGAGAAGAAGAACCACCAUGACUUCACUUACCUGUAGUUUUCUCCAAAACAUGCUGCUGGAAAUAAAGAAACAGUUUUUCUCUUACAGUACUUCAGCCAGUGCUUUUACUGCACAGCUCACAUAGUAAAUUAUUUUUUAUCUAAGCUGAUUAAAGAAAAUAUAUUUUGCACAUUAUAUUUUUGUUUGUACGCUGAGAAAAUACAUUCAACACAAUAAAUGUCCUUUGACAUUCCUGAAUACAAUAAUUAUUUCUAUGUCUGCAUUAAUUGAGGUAAUAGAUGUGAAGCACAGUAAUUUACUUAAUUGCCUUCUUUACUUUCCCUGUCUUUUGUUUUUGAAUACAUUUUACAAUUUACAUUAUAUUUAAAUG
Messenger RNA from Clarias gariepinus (North African catfish), 2202 nucleotides. It is a transcript of the gene dnai2b, whose product is annotated as dynein, axonemal, intermediate chain 2b. Gene Ontology annotation, cellular component: outer dynein arm. Lineage: Eukaryota; Metazoa; Chordata; Actinopteri; Siluriformes; Clariidae. The record is from RefSeq and is a predicted model, not a curated record. Gene Ontology annotation, molecular function: dynein heavy chain binding; dynein light chain binding. Gene Ontology annotation, biological process: outer dynein arm assembly; cilium movement. Bases 83 to 1834 code for a protein of 583 amino acids. The transcript is spliced from 13 exons.